Molecule: messenger RNA, 2714 nt
Organism: Caenorhabditis angaria
Lineage: Eukaryota; Metazoa; Nematoda; Chromadorea; Rhabditida; Rhabditidae
Source: the annotation of a GenBank genome assembly
AUGUGGGGUAAAAUCACAUCACAUAUCGGAGUUUGGUUAGGAUUAGAGGAACCGGAUAGGCCAAUGAGAGCUUCUUGUUCAAUGUCAAUGAUACAUCAUCCACAAAUGACUACGGUUCGAAAUUCGAAGUCGAGCGAUAAUUUGCAUAGGGUUGGUUAUAGGGGAGAUAUUUUUGGGUUUCUAGAUCACAAGAAUAUUGUUUUGGUCUGGAAGAGGUAGCCGAGAAAUUCAAAUUUCAUUUUUCUAGGCAGUGAAAAAUCAUUCUGUCCUUGUUUGAAUUCUUUGUGCCUUGAAAAAGCAUCCUGACCGAGUAUAUUUUCCAAAAAUUCACUAGAAAACCAAAUGCAGACUUUUUAUACCUUUAAAGUUCAAAAACGAGCUCAAUUUUUUCUAAUUUUUAGAUAACCGUCUCUCCCCAACGAAUAACCGAUGUCAACGAAUCGCCAACAAUUCGAAAAGUCAGUUUUGUGUCCAAAAAAUGCACGGCACGCAACUCAUCCUGUUUGUUUUUCCAGACUUCCUCUAUCUUCACACUUCGGCGAAGUCGAAACAAAGAGAAAAAAUUGAAAAACGGUUGGUUUUUGGGCGGAAAAUUUUAGGCAAUUUUAUUGUCAAAGAUAACAUUGUUUUCUGUUUUCUUUUCACAUCUCAAUUUUGAAAAUUUUCUCAGAGAAAAAAGAAAAUGUUCCAUAGUUUAUUCAGUUCAGGUUUGAAUAAUUUCAGCCAAAUUGAAAAAAAAUACUGAAAAUUUGCAGGUUCACCGAAAGUGAAAAAUGUUGGAGAGAUGACACAAUCGUGGCAUUCGCAUAAUCAAAUUAAUACAAUUUUGUCGGCAACGCAAAAUUCGACGCCCGAAAAACAACAGAGAAAAGACAGUCCGAAGGAGAAGAAUAUUUUCAGCUUUUUAAGGUUGGAAUGGGUUUUUUUUUGGGAAAAUUUUGCUCUAGAAAUCUGGGGUUAAAACUGACAAUAAAAAUUCUGCACUUCAAAUUCUCGGAAUUUUUCAGAAUUUUUGAAACCUAAUUUCAAAUCAAGAAUUUUUACGAUAAAAAUUGGAGUUGCCUAAUUGUAAGCGAUUUCUCAGAAUUCUCUUGAAAUUAAAAAAUUCCGGAAUUUUCUUGAAAUUGCCAAAGAAAAAACUAAUAAUUUUUUAAAAUCUAAAAUUAACAUUUUCAGCCGUCAAUCUCGGUCCCGUUCUGGAAAUCCAGCCGACCACAACAAUAUAAGCAUCUCGAAAUCACCCUCAAUAAUUUCGCCACUAUCUCAAGCUUCAAAUACUUCAACAUCUUCAAAAACAACGACACCAACAAGUCAAAGUGUGGCUGAUUUCACGCAUUUGCGAAAAAGACGGCCAAGAUCAGCACAUUAUGAUCCAAAUACAAUACAAUUGCCAGCAAAAAAAGAGAUUGAAUCGCAAAAUGUAGAAGAUUUAUAUGAGAAAAUCGAAAAAUUGGGUGAAGGCAGUUAUGCAACAGUUUAUAAAUGCGAAUCAAGAUUGGAUAACUCGAUUGUAGCACUGAAAGAGAUCAAACUACAAUUUCAAGAAGGUCUUCCUUUCACAGCAAUUCGAGAAGCUUCUCUUCUACGUAAUCUUAGACACGCUAAUAUUGUAUCAUUACACGAUAUUUUCUAUCAACAUAAUCAAUUGACAUUCGUUUUCGAAUAUAUGAAAAUGGAUUUGAGCAAAUAUUUGGAGCAAAAUGUUUACGGGUUGGAUAGUUUCGAGAUUAAAUUGUUGUUGUUUCAAUUGUUGAGGGGAUUGGAUUUUUGUCAUCGGAAGAAGAUUUUGCACCGGUAUGUGAUUUUUGAGGGCAAGGGAGAAACAGGAAAAGCCGAAAAAGCCACGUGGUAAUUGAAAUUUCAAAAAUAAAAAAUUCUGGCACAGGAAAAACCACGUGGCAGUGAAAUUCUAGUUUUUUUUACAUUGACAAUCGUCAGAAAACUCAGAUUCACUAUAUGAAAAGUGUCAGUAUUUGAGUCGAAAAAACUAUGCUUAUUCGAUGUCAGAAAACGUGGAUUUUCAUUCGAAAAUCAAAUCCACACUAAUUUUCACACUAAAAACUUCCAAAUUUUGCAGCGAUCUCAAGCCGCAGAACCUGCUACUCGACGAAGAUGGUGUGCUCAAACUGGCUGAUUUUGGUCUGGCUCGCGCAAAAUCUGUUCCAUCGCGCACUUAUUCGCACGAAGUUGUCACACUUUGGUAUCGGCCACCAGAUGUUCUACUAGGAUCAACUGAUUAUUCGACAUCGUUGGAUAUGUGGGGCGUGGGUUGUAUUUUUGCGGAGAUUUGCAGUGGAACUGCAUUGUUUCCGGGGACCAAAGAUGUUGUUGAUCAAUUGGACAAGAUUUUUAGUGUGAGAGGUGCACCGGAUCAUCAGAAAUGGCCAGAGGUAACUUCUUUUCCUUACUCUUUUCUUUCGUCUUUAACCCACCUGCUUUUCCAGGUUCUUUCCCUCCCUCGUUACACUCCUGAUCUAUUUCCGCGCUACCGUGAACUCUCCUUCAUCGCCGUCAAUCCAAUGUUCACAAAAAUCUUGAAAAGCGGCCAAGAACUUCUCGGAAUGCUACUACAACUUCGUCCAGAAAGCCGUGUUUCUGCAGCUUCUGCGAUGCUCCACCCAUAUUUCGCCUCUCUUCCACGAGAAAUACACCUUCUGGCACCAAAUCAAUCGAUUUUCAAGUUGCCCGAAUUGAGGGAUUUUAAAGCAUUCUAA